Carcharodon carcharias (great white shark) is the source of this 297-nucleotide messenger RNA. Its product is annotated as histone H2B 5-like. Gene Ontology annotation, molecular function: DNA binding; structural constituent of chromatin; protein heterodimerization activity. NCBI's taxonomy places the organism in Eukaryota, Metazoa, Chordata, Chondrichthyes, Lamniformes, Lamnidae. Gene Ontology annotation, cellular component: nucleosome. The record is from RefSeq and is a predicted model, not a curated record. The transcript has 2 exons. Bases 1 to 297 code for a protein of 98 amino acids.
AUGCCUGAUGUGGUGGCUGUGGCGAAGGACGGUGCGUCCCACAAAGCAUCGAAACAGUCACUGAUUAAAGUCACCAAGAAGCCGCCUAAGAAGCGGAGAAAAUCUCACAAGUAUUCUAUUCACGGGUACAGGUGCAUCACCUCCGAGGCUUCACACCUCAUUCACUACAACAAGUGCCACACCAUCUUGGCCAGGGAGAUCUGGAACGCCGUCCGCCUCAUGCUGCCAGGGGAAUUGGCCAAAUAUGCCAUCUCCGAAGGCACCAAAGCGGUCACCAAGUACACCAACUCAGUUUAG